AUGUUGCUAAGUCGAGCAGUGAAGCCAUUGGUGGAUCUCGCAGUAGAGAAGGUGAUGGUGGUUCUGAGCAGCCAUGCAACAAUCGAAGAGAACAAAAGCUUAGCUGAAAGCUAUGACGUGAUUCCACCGCUUACAACAUUCUACAAGCUGUCCACGCUUCAACAAAGAAGGAGAGUUGAUUCACCACCAGAGGGGACAUUGUUUCAAAAGUCCUUUCCUUUUCACACUAAGGACAUUGUUACAAUACUUGGAUCGAGAACAAAGCUGAUAACGAAGGAGGCUGAGGCAGAGGUUCAAACAGAGACUCAAGCUGAAAAAAUGGUAGAGGCUGAGGUGGAAGAACCCGGAAAAGAGGCUGUAAAAUACACAGAGGAAGAAAAGAAAAAGUGGUACAUGGUUAUCUACGAAACGAAGGAAGCUGACGAGGGAGCUCCUGCUGUGAAUAAGACGGAUGGACCUCCUGCUGUGAAUAAGACGGAUGGAGCCCCUGCUGUGGAUAAGACGGAUGGAACUGAAGGAGCUCCUGCUCGUACUGGUAUCAAGCUGAGGGGUCGACCAAGAAAGGCUGCUGAACCAAAGAAGUUCAUAACGCCAGAACCGACAAAAAGGACACGUUCACGUUCAUAG
This is a messenger RNA of Eruca vesicaria subsp. sativa (arugula), 627 nucleotides long. The record is from the annotation of a GenBank genome assembly. NCBI's taxonomy places the organism in Eukaryota, Viridiplantae, Streptophyta, Magnoliopsida, Brassicales, Brassicaceae.